Messenger RNA from Protopolystoma xenopodis, 774 nucleotides. Lineage: Eukaryota; Metazoa; Platyhelminthes; Monogenea; Polystomatidea; Polystomatidae. The record is from the annotation of a GenBank genome assembly.
GAGAGCAUCCUUUUGAAGGAGCGUGUACGCAAACGUUGGGGUCCUGGUGCCGUGUCGCCCGAUAGAGCGACCACUCCGGGCAAUGAGGUGGAAGGGAGCCCCAUGCGAGUGACUCCGGCGAGUCUGGACCUGAGGGGAAACCCGGAAAAGCCGGAAGAUUUGAGUGCUGAGGACUUGCGAAAUCGCGUCCAACUGCAUGAACGUAUGGAAGAAUUACAAGCUGAGGUGGACCGGUUGCGAAGAAUGCAAAGUUUGUCGACCGGUGUGACACCUAACCUGCACCUGCAUACUCCGGACAGCAUUGCUCUUCAGUUGGCUGAAGCUCAGAAAAGGCAGUUUGAAAACCGGGUUGUCGAACUUGAGCGCCGACUGGCAGAGCGCGGAUUGAUAAGUCCUGCUGCACUUGAGGCAGAGCGAGCAAUGGAGAACGAAAUUUUGCAUUUAAACUCUGAGAAUCUGAAUUUGAAAUUUGAGCUCGAAACAGUUCGCUUGGAGAUUCCGCGACUUAAGUCUCGUGUCCAAGACCUUCAAAAAUACGUGGACGUGCUGCGUAAGGAAAAGGCUGCCUUAAAGGCUGGUCGACAGCUUGACCUCUCCCAAGACUCAGAUGCAAGCUCCAUGGGCAGUAUACGAAGAUUAACCCGUAAAACUGGAAUUAUGUAUGGAUCGUUUGCUUACCAACUGCAAAUAUAUGAAGGACCCGAUGUAUUAAUUAAUCAUUAUCAGCACCUAGUGAAAUGUACACUUAGAAUCAGAGUCCAUUUUUUCAUUUAA